Messenger RNA from Peniophora sp. CBMAI 1063, 1233 nucleotides. Lineage: Eukaryota; Fungi; Basidiomycota; Agaricomycetes; Russulales; Peniophoraceae. The record is from the annotation of a GenBank genome assembly.
AUGCCCAACCAGUCCUUCCUCUCUGGUGCGACGUGCAGCAUCGGGCGUGCCAAGUACCACGACGUUGUCCUCAACUCGCCCCUCGUCGCCGAGGACCAUGCGGUGGUGCACAACGAUGCCGAGCACGGGCUGCUCGUCAUCGACCUGUACACCGAGAACGGCACCUUUGUCGCCGGAAACCGUCUGCCACCCCUGCAGCCGCUCCCACUGCGCGCUCUGUCCGACCUCGCGAUCCCGGUCUACGGCACAUCGACGGGCGAAGCCGAGAUGGCCGAGCUGGUGAAGCGCGUCGCGGAGGUGCUGACGACCAGGACGGACUACCCGAACGAACUCGGCCGUCUCUUCGUGCCGUCACACCCGUACGCCUACGACCCCUCCACCCCCAUCCCGCCCCCGAUCAUGCACUGGAACCCUACCCCGGCUGUCCCCACACCCACCCCGGGCCCGGCCCGUUCACCCGCUCCCGAGCCCUGCCCACCCUCGGAGCCGUCGCCGGCGCCUCCCUCGCCUCACACGCCGCCACGCACCACCCGCGACUUCUCUCCUCUCCCUCAACGCACGAGCCGCGUAUCGGGCCCGCUCCCGCCCGCUUCUCGCGUCUACCGGCACACGUCGCCUGGGAGGAUCUUCAACCAUCCCUCUCCGGCGCGUAACCCGCGGGUACCGAGUCCUCUGGCCAACCUACGCGGCUCACCCGCUGCCGCCCGCGCUUCGCCUCUGGCCACCCCUCGCGCCUCGCCCUCGGCCGUUCCUCGUCCAUCCCGGUUCGCACCGCGUACACACAGACCCAACGAGCCCCGGCAACCCGCGUACCCUGAAAUCCCGCGCGACUCCCCCUUCACGCGCGAGAACCCGUACGGCGUCCCCGUCGCCCGCACACAAGCCUCAACGCCCAACGUCCCGCGCCCACCCCACCCACAAGACGCCGACACAAUGCCCACGCACUCGCCCUUCCCGCGUCCCAUUCUCAAGACGCAGUCCAAGCGCUCGGCUGUCGACGACGGCAGCUCGCGUCCGCGCAAGCGCGCUAGGACUGCGGUCAAUGAGGCGGACGCGGUUGUUAGGGGUAUGCCGGGCGCUUGGCCGUACGAGUCUGGGUCUGGGUCGUGGGAGAUGGAGAGGGAGAGGGGACUGAGGGAGGAGAGUCUGAAGGAGCGGGUUGAGCGGGAGCGGGGCGGGAGGAAGAAGGUGCGGUUCGGGGAGCCGGGGGUUUGGGCUGGUGCUCGGGCUUAG